This is a messenger RNA of Clavispora lusitaniae ATCC 42720, 1491 nucleotides long. It is a transcript of the gene DUN1, whose product is annotated as serine/threonine protein kinase. The record is from RefSeq and is a predicted model, not a curated record. NCBI's taxonomy places the organism in Eukaryota, Fungi, Ascomycota, Pichiomycetes, Serinales, Metschnikowiaceae. Gene Ontology annotation, molecular function: protein binding; ATP binding; protein kinase activity. Gene Ontology annotation, biological process: protein phosphorylation.
AUGCAGCUUCCGCGUUCGUUAUACAUCAACACUUCCCACUACGCGUCUUCCUCAUGUCUCUUACACGCAAAAGAGUAUGUCGAACCACACAUUGUUGGAAACACGGAUUCCGCUACUAACACUCAGUCUCUUGCUGAGACGCUGGCGCCGCCAAAGAAGCCCUUGCAUCGGUAUGACACGAUCGCCAAAUUGUUCAAUGUUAACGCGGAUCAACUGCAUCUUUUGAUUCCCCGCAAGCCUGCGGGAGUUGUGGUGGGCCGCAGUAGUAGCUGUGAUAUUAGACUUGGUGGAGCUGAUGUCCUGUCGCGGCAUUGUCAGUUUUCACUCUCGUCGAAUGACACGCGAGAGUAUCUUAUGCUCACAGACAUGAGUUCAAACGGCACUUUUGUCAAUGACGAGGUGCUUGGCCGCGGAAACACCGUCGUCCUUCGAAGCGGCGACAAAGUUGCAUUCGCUCGUAGCGGAACAUACGUUUUCCGCUAUCUUGCUGACGAUACCGCAGUAACUUCCAGACGGCUGUUUUUCGCAGACUAUAUUUUACUGCAUCAGCUUGGCACGGGACAUUAUGCUGUAGUGCGUGAGGCAAGAGACCGUACACUGGGAGACGUGGUUGCGGUCAAGAUUUUCCAUCCGAACAAGAAUGGGACUGCGGCAGCAGAAGAGGAGACCAAGCUUCGACAGGAAAUGGAAUUGCUUCUUCUGAUAAACCAUCCGAACAUCGUACGGUUCAUCUCGCAUUACGUAGAACCUACAGGCAACAAUGCAUCCACAACAUAUUUGGUGUUGGAAAAAGUCAACAGUGGUGAGUUGUUCCAGCGCAUUGUCAGCAAGCUGAAACUUGCUGAGGACGAAACACGUGCAUUGUAUAAACAGCUCCUUGCUGGACUCGGAUAUUUGCAUGGACGUAACAUUAUUCACAGGGACAUCAAGCCAGAAAAUAUUUUACUAGAUAUCACCCCACGGAGACCCGGUGUUCUUCCAACCGGACCUUGGGACUCUACCGAACACGACGUGCGAGUCAAGAUCGCGGAUUUUGGCCUUGCUAAGUUCAUUGGGGAGCGAAAAUUUACCAACACUCUUUGCGGCACGCCGGCUUAUGUUGCACCGGAAGUCUUAGCCAAUGGGGGACAUUAUCUGACCAAAGUCGAUGUCUGGCUGGCUGGUGUUUUGUUGUAUGUGUGUUUGUGCGGCUUUCCGCCCUUCAGUGACGAUUUGGCACCACCGUCAAUGCGUGACCAAAUUCUUACAGGCAAAUAUGCCUUCUACUCCCCUUACUGGGAUACCAUCAGUGACCUGGCCUUGGAUUUGAUUUCAAAAAUGCUUGUCGUAGAUCCAUCACGGCGAUUGGACGUUCAAAGUGUCUCCGAACAUCCUUGGGUGGAAGAGGCGGAAAUGCAUGGUCUGCGUCACAGUUCGGUUAUUGCACCAACUCAACCAAUGACUCUUCAACAAAGGUUCACGUCGGAACUUAACGCAGAACAGAUGCCAUAA